This is a messenger RNA of Osmerus eperlanus (European smelt), 416 nucleotides long. RefSeq names its product protein myomixer-like. The transcript is spliced from 2 exons. The record is from RefSeq and is a predicted model, not a curated record. Bases 115 to 339 code for a protein of 74 amino acids. NCBI's taxonomy places the organism in Eukaryota, Metazoa, Chordata, Actinopteri, Osmeriformes, Osmeridae.
CAGAUCCGUUAGACCUGACUACAUUUUAUUUCACUGAAGUCUCUACAUGACAGUGUGCUGACUGACUGGCUGACUGAGAUUUCUUUUCUCUCCUGUGCAGCGUAGCCAGGCACCAUGCCAGUGUUCCUGCUGCUCCGCUCCCUGGUUAUCAGACUCGUCAGCAGCAGACUAGCAGCCUCUCUGGCUAGCUUCCUGCGGAGGACCCUCUCUACGGGCGCGGCCCACCUCGGCACGGCCCUCCGUCACGUCUGGGACCGCGUCCGAUCCCAGGAGUCCAAGGAAGCCGUCCUGUCCUGUGUGCUGUGCAUUCUCAACAUGCACAAGAAGGUGGACAACUGAGCCCUCCCUCCUCGUCUGAGCAGGAGGAGGGAGAGACAGAGAGACAGAGAGAUAGAGAGAGAGGGAGGGAGAGAACA